AAGUGACGUCAGUUGUAUGUGGUACUGGCGGAAGUUAGUGAUAGGAUAGGGAAGUGUCCGGUGUGGCGGCGGAGGAUGGAGGAGGGGAGUCUGGAGGCUCGGAUCAAUCGAGCUACAAACCCCCAGAACAAGGAGCCGAGUUGGGAAGAUGUGGAGACGUUUUGUCAUCAACUCAACUGUGACUUGGAGGGGCCUCAGCUGGCCACACGGCUUCUGGCUCAUAAGAUUCAGUCUCCGCAGGAAUGGGAGGCCAUACAAGCUCUAAUGGUUCUGGAAGCAUGCAUGAAAAAUUGCGGGAAAAGGUUUCACAGUGAGGUUGGAAAAUUUCGGUUCCUUAAUGAGCUGAUUAAAGUAGUUUCUCCAAAGUACCUCGGUACACGCUCUCCAGAAAGAGUGAAGCAGAAGAUUUUGGAGUUGCUGUACAGUUGGACAUUGGGGCUCCCCAAUGAAGUGAAGAUUGCAGAGGCCUACCAGAUGCUGAAGAAACAAGGGAUUUUAAAGGAAGACCCCAAAUUGCCAGAAGAAGCAAUGAUACCACCUCUUCCACCAAGACCUAAGAAUGCUAUUUUUGAUGAUGAUGAGAAAUCCAAGAUGUUGGCGCGCCUGUUGAAGAGCACUCACCCUGAAGAUUUACGAGCUGCCAACAAGCUCAUUAAAGAAAUGGUGCAAGAGGAUCAGAAACGCAUGGAGAAAAUAUCCAAGCGUGUAAAUGCUAUAGAAGAGGUAAAUAACAAUGUGAAGCUCCUGGGUGAGAUGUUGAAUACGUACAGAGCUGGACAAUCAUCUGAGGGAAGUGAAGACUUAAUGAAGGAGCUGUACCAGAAAUGUGAGAAGAUGAGGCCUACACUUUUCCGUUUGGCCAGUGACACAGAAGACAAUGAUGAGGCCUUAGCGGAAAUUUUACAGGCUAAUGACAGCUUAACACAGGUUAUAAAUACUUAUCGCCAGCUGGUGAAAGGGGAAGAAAUCAAUGGAGAGACGUCUUCCAACAAUAUGCCAGCCAGUUCUUCUGCUCUGCUGGAUCUGUCAGGACUGGAUAUGGCAUCUACAGCAGCGCCUUCAUACCCCUCUGUUCCAGCCCAGCCCCUGCCAUAUUCUUCCAGUGCCCCUUCAUCAGCCUCCACAUCAUUAUCGCUGCUUGAUGAUGAGCUCAUGUCACUUGGUUUAAAUGACCCUGCACCUCCUGUACAGGCUUCAGACACGUCUUCAUGGAACAAUUUUCAGGUAAUAGAGAUGACUCCCUCCAUGAAUACAAGGGGGGGCACCAAUAGUGGGGCGCAAGAGCUGGAGUCGGAGGGGCCAGGGGGCCCAGCUGGAGACUCAACUACCACAAUGGCACCAUUUGAUCUGGGGGAUCCUGGUGCCGGCAGCUCUAAGACCCUGUGCCAGUCUUGCAUUAGAAAACGGGUCAAGGAUGAAUCUUCCUGCAUGUUUAAAAAUCUGAUGGAUUCCAUGCGAGAAGAAAUUGUCAACCCUUCAGUCAUUCCGCACGAGUCGCUUUCGGACACUACCAUGACUACUACCUUAUUGCCAGAUGAUGGGGAGGAGGCGGAAGGUGUGAAAGAAGAUCCAAAUUGGGUUAACACCGACUUUAUAUUUGUUGCAUCUUGCCGGCCUACAAGAUGCGCCUGGAGGAGGAUUGCCUUUAUGGGAGAUUGUCUCUUUGAAGAGUAUUUGGACGCCUUCCUCAAGAAGAUUGCUGUGUGGAAAGAAGUCAUUGAACCUCUUCUCCUGAGGGACCAGGAUAAAGGAUUUUACUCCAAUAUGUUAACAGUUCCAAAACCAAGCGGGGGAAGGGAACAUCCUGGAUUAGAAGUCUCUAAACAAGUUUAUGUGGAUCCGCAAAUUCUGAAAGGAAUUGGCCCAUUUUGUCAUUGUCUUGCUUCGGUGGACAACAAGGAUGCCUACCAGCGUGUACCAAUCUUCCCUCCUCAUCAACACUUCCUGCGCUUUGCUUUGGGGGAAGUGUGCUUCAAAUGUGUGGCACUUCCCUUUGGCCUCCACUGCCCCACGACUAUUUCCAAAGGUCUUAGCUACUGUCCUUGUGAUCUCAAGGUGUCCACAUUGGACAAAACCCAACACAAGCCCACACUGAGAGAUCUGCAGAGUAAAACGAGCUCUACUCUUCCACAGCCGCCCGCUGGUCUGGGAAACGUUUCUUCUGUUGGAGUAGAACAGCCAGCCCCGUCCCCGGUGAAGAACGACAUCUCUCUCACCAAUGUCACUGUACCUCUGGAAUCCAUCAAACCCAGUUGCAUCCUCCCAGUCACUGUGUAUGACCAACGCAGCUUUCGGGUCCUCUUCCACUUUGCUCAGGACAGUCCUCCAGGCAGGCCUGAUAUCCUGGUGGUUGUGAUCUCCAUGCUGAGUACAGCUCCUCUCUCCGUCACUGGAAUUAGUUUUCAGGCUGCUGUGCCCAAGGCAAUGAAGGUAAAAUUGCAACCAGCAACUGGCAGCGAACUUCCUGCAUUCAACCCCAUUCUACCCCCAACUGCUAUCACUCAGGUGCUGCUGCUGGCCAACCCCACCCAGUCCCCCCUCCCUCUCUCCCUCUAACUCACCUACACACAAGGAGAUGAGAGCUUUGAUGAGAUGGGAGAUGUGGAAGAUUUUCCACCCCGGGAGAAGUGGGGACAUCUUUAGGCGGCAACAGAAUAUUGUGCAUUGCAGACUACAGGCCUCCUCCUCCUCUCCUAUGAGGCAGGCCAACCUUAAAGAAGGAUCCGGCUACAACUGCACUACAAAUCAUUCUGGAUGUGCUCCUUUCCAAAGCUCUCGUAGGUUUUCUGUGUUUGGGAAGUCCAUUUCAUUCUACCUGUGACAUUCUGCUUAUCCUGCUGCUAUGGACGGCUCUGAUUAAAUAAUCUUUAUUUCUUUUUU
Molecule: messenger RNA, 2880 nt
Organism: Nanorana parkeri
Lineage: Eukaryota; Metazoa; Chordata; Amphibia; Anura; Dicroglossidae
Gene: GGA1
Product: golgi associated, gamma adaptin ear containing, ARF binding protein 1
Exons: 21
Biological process (GO): intracellular protein transport; vesicle-mediated transport
Cellular component (GO): trans-Golgi network
Molecular function (GO): small GTPase binding; phosphatidylinositol binding; ubiquitin binding
Source: RefSeq, a predicted model, not a curated record